UUUUUAAACAGUUUUGUUUUGGCAGAUAACUGGGUCAAAAUAUCAAAUUAACUUAUGCCAUAAAUCAAUAAUGAGCUAUUGUUUACGUAAAGCAUUUAACACUCAGCAGAGCAGCAAUUCGAACAUCAGUCCAAAUUUUCGAGGUUGAAAGUGUAGAACAAAUAAUGAGUGCUCUGCUAGCCUGCAUUCUGGCGAUUUUCCUACUCUUCAAAUGGGUCACCAAAAACAAAGAUUUCUUCCGCGACAAACCCAUCCCGUCGGUGCCAUUCCGAUCGCUACGGUACAACACUGUUUCACUUCUUCUGAGGGCGACAGACAUCGGGACAUUUGGCGAACAGUUGUAUAACAAGUUUGCAGAUGCUAAAAUUUUCGGUAUGUUUGAUACUAUCAAACCUGUAUUCGUUGUACGCGAUCCAGAUCUUAUCAAAAGCUUCACCGCGAAGGACUUUGACCACUUUGUCGAUCGACCUGGAUUUUUGGGAAAUGAUAAGAACGAUGAUCCACAUGCUCUGUUUGGGAAAUCCUUGCCCAUGUUGACCGGUUCCAGGUGGCGAAAUAUGCGGACCACCCUCACUCCAGUAUUUACCGGCAGUAAGAUGAGGCAGAUGCAUCAGCAAGUGCUUGAGUGCUGUGACAAUGUUGUUCAGUUUCUGAAUUUGGAACAACAGGAAGGUGAGGUGGAGAUUGUUUUGCAAGAUUUGACCAGUCGUUUUGCUAUAGAUGUGAUUUCAUGUUGCUUAUUUGGCAUAAAGCUGAACAGUCUUUGCGAUCGGACAAACAAAAUUUAUACUUAUGGAACGCAGGUAUCGAAACUCGUAAGCAUUAGUAUACUUUUUAAAAUGCUUCUGAUAAAAUGCUUUCCUACCUGGAGUUCGAGGCUUGGAAUUGAUGCUGUAGAGCGAAAACAUGCAAAGUAUUUCUACGAAAUUGUGACGGAUACAAUCAAAAGUCGAGCGGAACAAAACAUCACAGCUAAUGACAUGAUUAACCUGUUAACGCAGACACAACAAAAUCAACUAAAUCUAAAACUUACAAAAACUUUAACUGACAGUUCCAUAGCAGCACAAUUAUUGGCAUUUCUAAUCGCUGGCUCUUCAACGAUUACAUUCACUCUGGUUUGUCUGAUUCACGACCUAGUCGUUCAUCAGAAAGUUCAACAGAAGCUGUACGAAGAAAUCAUCCAAACACAAGCUAACUUGGACACUGAAAAGCUCAGCUACGACUCCUUGCAGAGCAUGAAGUACAUGGAUAUGGUAAUUUCAGAGAGCAUGCGAAUCCAUACCCAAUUCCCAAAUCUUUUACGCCAAUGUGCAAAGACCUACACGGUUGACGAUGGUGAGGGACUUAAAUUCGACAUCGAACAAGGCACCAUGAUCUGGAUUCCAGCUCAGGGUCUCCACAUGGAUCCCAAGCAUUUCCCAGAUCCCAAACGGUUCGACCCGGAGAGAUUCAACGCGGAGAACCGACGGAACAUCCAUCCGGCGACGUAUCUUCCCUUUGGAGCUGGACCAAGAAAUUGCAUCGGAUUACGGCUAGGACUGAUGGAGAUCAAAGCGCUGUUGUAUCACUUGGUGCUGAAUUUUUCUAUUAUUGAAAAUAGCAACACGCCAACAGCGCUUCCAAUCAACAAAGGAUACGCAUUCUUGAAUGCAUUAAGCCGGGACGUGUCGGUUACAUUCCAGAACCGUUCCAAGAAGUGAUUAGUAUCGUGAUUGCAAUAAAUUG
Molecule: messenger RNA, 1725 nt
Organism: Culex pipiens pallens (northern house mosquito)
Lineage: Eukaryota; Metazoa; Arthropoda; Insecta; Diptera; Culicidae
Product: probable cytochrome P450 9f2
Exons: 2
Coding region: 165-1700 (511 amino acids)
Molecular function (GO): iron ion binding; monooxygenase activity; heme binding
Source: RefSeq, a predicted model, not a curated record